UGGCAGCCCCCUUGUGUUGAAAAUCUGUAAAAUCCACGUAUUUCAUACUCGAUUCCCUAAUAAUCCGCUCUGUUGCUCGUCGUAUAGACCACUUCCUCUCAUUCUCUAACAUAAUAGGGUUGAUAGCUAUGAAAAAUGGCCAUUCCCAUGGAGAAAAAAGUGAUGGAAGACUUGUCAAAGGCCGCCCGGACUCUGGGGUUUGGCACCAUGGAUAUGCUCUUCAAGAUCAAGAGCACUGUCUCUGGUGCUCUGCCAGGUAAUCCUGUCACUCGUGAGUUUGAUGUCGGGCGUCAUGUCGCCAGUGCUGGACCAGGACUGCUCUGGAAAGUGUUUGAUGGCUACAAGAAAUCAACGAAAGAGGAAGCAUCAGUGUUUGUCUUUGAAAAGAAACAGUUAGAACGUUAUUCUAAACGAGACAAGGAGAUAAUUACUGAGACACUAAAACAUGGUGUGGCCCGCUUGACCAGGUUACGACAUCCAAAGAUAUUGUCUGUGCUGCACCCAGUCGAGGAAUCAAGGGACAGUCUUGCCUUUGCUACAGAGCGAGUAUUUGCUAGCCUUGCCAAUAUGCUGGGCUUCCAUGAGAAUAUGCCCAGCCCUGUACCAGCUGAUGUCAAAGAUUGUAAACUUUAUGAUUUGGAGAUCAAGUAUGGUUUGCUGCAGGUAGGAGAGGGUGUUGCAUUCCUCCAUAACGAUGCAAAGAUGAUGCACAACAACAUCUGCCCGGAGUCUAUCGUGAUCGUUAAGAACGGAGCAUGGAAGAUGGCUGGAUUUGAUUUCUGUCUCAAUAACAUCGGAAGUGACACCAACGUGAUAUUCCAGUUCAAAGAGUGGGAUGCUGACUUCCCCCACGUAGCUCAACCCAAUCUGAACUUCCUUGCACCGGAGUACAUCCUGACAUUAACGUGUUCCACGGCCAGUGAUAUGUACAGUCUCGGUAUACUCAUGUAUACCAUAUUCAACAAGGGAAAGCCGCUAUUUGACUGCAGGAACCAGAUGUCAACUUACAAGAAAAAUGUAGAAGAGCUCCGGCAUAUGAAAAACUCACUCCUCGGCUCCAUACCUGACGACGUCCGGGACCAUGUCAAGAUGUUACUGAAUGCUGAGCCAACAGUCAGGCCGGAUGCCCACCAGAUAUCUAAGAUACCAUUCUUUGAGGAUGUUGGGGUGGUGACUCUGCUCUACCUGGAUUCUCUCAUCCAGAGAGACAACCUACAGAAGUCUCAGUUCUUUAAGGGAUUGCCCAAAGUGCUGGAGAAGAUGCCUGCACGAGUGUGCACACAGCGUAUCCUGCCAGCACUGUUCAGUGAGUUCAUGAACCACGAUAUGAUCCCGUUUGUUCUCCCAAGUGUUCUCCUCAUAUCGAACCAACUCAGUGAUAAUGAGUUUGUCAAACACGUCUUGCCAUCGUUGAUCCCUGCAUUCCAGAUUGCUGUCCCUAUUCAGAUUUCAUUAAUUUUCAUCCAAAAUAUGAAUAUACUUCUGAAAAAGACUCCAUCAGCUGACGUGAAGAAUCACAUACUUCCAAUGAUCUACCGGGCCCUAGAGGCAGAUGUACCACAGAUUCAGGAACUGUGCCUGAAUAUCAUUCCAACGUUUGCCAGCCUGAUUGAGUACAGUGCUAUGAAGAAUGCCAUUAUGCCAAGGAUCAAGAAACUCUCCUUGAAUACCUCAUUACUAGGGGUGCGUGUUAACUGUCUUGUGUGUGUUGGUAAGCUGCUUGAGUUCAUGGAUAAGUGGUAUGUCCUUGACGAAGUGCUUCCACUGCUGACAGAGAUACCAUCGAGAGAGCCUGCUGUGCUGAUGAGUAUAUUAGGUAUUUACCAAGUUGCAUUUUCCCACAAGAAGCUGGGCAUAACGAAAGAUUCGCUGGCGUUAAAAGUCCUGCCAUACCUCAUCCCCCUCUCUAUUGAUAGCAAUCUCAAUUUGAAACAGUUCAAUGCAUUUAUUACUGUGAUAAAGGAAAUGGUGUCAAGAGUGGAGUCGGAUCACCGAGGGAAGUUAGAGCAGCUCAACUCCAUGCAUCAAGAACAAAGAGAUUUGUCACCGUCUACCCUAGUUGGCAGCCUGCCUGAGAUGUGUUUUGGAGACCAGACAAUACAGUUUGGACCUGAUCAGGUGCCAAAUUCUGACAGUUUGGUGAAUGAUACUGCAAACAAGACUGAUUCAAUGAUGGAGAAAUUGAUGUCAGGUUUUGGUAUAUCCGGGAUGUUGGGAGCCGCUGAAAAGACAAAAAAGCCUGGUGAGAAUUCACCUGUGAAACCCGCUGUGGAAAACAAGACACCUGCUCAACCAGCCAAGGUCAAUCUGACGAUGGAGGAGAAACAGAAGUUGGCCCGAGAUCAAGAAACACAGGAACGCUUGAAAAGCCAACAACCGCUGCAAGCAAAGACCGCAACAUCUGCUCCAGCGAAAAACAAACCAAAAGAUCUGACAGCCUCACUCAAAAAUACAAACUUUAUGUCUUCAUCGACGUCAUCAAGUGGGUCAUACACGUAUGGUAUGACGUCUGCAGGAAGUAGUUUCAACUCGAUGUCUGGUGGGAUUGGGCGAGGUGGAGGGGCCUUUAGUGGUGCUCCUGCUACCAGUACAAUGUAUGGUGCAGGCAUACCUAAUAUGGCAGGGGGAACCAGUAUGUCCGGGAUGAACCAAUCUGGGUUUGGAACUAUGGGGUCAGGGUUCAACCAGCCAAAUAUGGGCAUGGGACAAGUGCAACAGAAGCCUCCGAAUAAGAAUGUCGACUUGUCUGCUUUUGAUAGUUUAUUAGAAACCUCCUCAAACCGGCCGCGACCAUCUUUGAAUCAGAUGUCGCAGAAGCCGCCGGGUCCAGUUUUGUCACCGGGCAUGAUGGGAGUGAACCAAGGCAUGAUGGGUAAUACAGGAAACAUGAUGAUGACACAGCCGAGGUUGAUGACGCAGCCGGGGAUGAUGGGGAACCAAGGCAUUAUGGGUAAUCAACCUAUGACACGAACGCCAAAUCCAUUUCUGAACCAAAAUAGUGGCAUGAUGAACAAUGCUCCCAACCAGGGUCAAAAACCUUCUGGUUCAGAAUUGGCCGACAUUUUUGGAUAGUAUGGUUGCUAUGUAUUAAAGACUUUGGGCAAUGUCUCGACCCUAUUGGAUGGCUAGUUCUUAUGGGUGGAAUUGCUCAAGUUAAUUUAUUAGAGAUUUAUGUGGUUGAAGUUCUGCUUUGGUUACUGGAGGUAGAACAAUACUGAUACUGAUGUUGGUACCACUGGCUGAGUGGUUGUUAUGACUGAUUAUUUUGAAGGAGACGGAGAUGGAUUUUAUCUUUGUUUAUAAAGCAUGAAGCAUAUUCAGAGUAUAUUGAGGUCACAUGAAGUUUAUUUGGUGUGACAUCGAAACACUAAUCCAGUCAAAAAAAAUAUGUGCAAUAAUGAUAUAUGCGUAGCCCUUUAGUGUCUUUGCUGAAGUUUGUAAAUACUGUGACAUACAUUUAAAAUCGGUACAUAUCUGUUAUCAUGUAUAAGUUAUGUUUAUGGAUCAGUAAUGUUACCAGACUGAACUUGGCAACUUAUUCCAGAUGUUGAAACUCCUCAUUCUUGGUUGGUAUUCCCAAUACUUGGAGAGUCAUGGUUUGGCUCAGCAUACCCACUGGAUUACCAACUUGGCUCCUCAAAUCAAUAGGGAAUAAGUCACCAAUCAUAUUCCGAUGUUCUUGCUGACGUCCCCAGACACAUGUACGUGUGGGACUUGGUCCCUGCAAGUGAUGGGAACAGUGGGGGUGGGGAGCUGUGUGUAAGCCACCAGUUCAGUUUGGUUGAUAAUUACCAGUGGCCUGUGCACCUGUAUGCAAUCUCUUUGUGUAUGAUUAUCAAAAUGGUGAACCUAGUGCUUUUCUUAGCAUUCCUUCCUUUAGGACCAUCCCAAAAUCACUUGAUGCUACCACCAAAUGGCCAUUGAUGGUAAGAACCCUCUUCUCCCCCUCUAGGGACCAACAAGAGAGCAUUGGUGUCAUGGAUAUUGCUUGCUUUUAUUUUGCCGAGCGAUUUUGCGAUGGUCCCAUAUUAACAUCGCGCGUCAACCUGACACGCUUUGUUAUUGAUAUCAUAUUAAUGUCUGUGAUGACAAUAAAUAACUGC
Molecule: messenger RNA, 4103 nt
Organism: Lineus longissimus
Lineage: Eukaryota; Metazoa; Nemertea; Pilidiophora; Heteronemertea; Lineidae
Product: SCY1-like protein 2
Exons: 18
Coding region: 136-3072 (978 amino acids)
Biological process (GO): protein phosphorylation
Molecular function (GO): ATP binding; protein kinase activity
Source: RefSeq, a predicted model, not a curated record